AUAUCCGCCGGAGUUUUCUCUACUUCGUUCUUUUUUUUCAAAACGCUCGGGAGGAUUUACCAGAGGGCAGGGGAAGAAAGUCAGUGGAAGCAGACACUGUGAGAGGAAUGGAAAUAGACAUUUGCUGAAAGCUAUCUAUGUUUUCAUCACACCGAGGAAUCUUCAAGAUUUUGUUUAAUCAGUGCCUGUUGAACCAGUAAACUGUAAGAUACACCAAGAUCUGUUCAACUGCAAUUGAGAAUGGCUUCUAUAGACCCAUAUUCUCACAUAAUAGUUGAACAUCAGGUUUCUCACAGAUUAACUGUGUCUGUGCUAAGAGCUGAGAAAGUAACAAAGGGAACUUUUGGAGAUCUACUUGACACUCCUGACCCUUACAUUGAAUUGUUCAUCGCCACGGCACCAGAGGGCCGCAAACGCACCAAGUACCUCAACAACAUUGUCAACCCAGAAUGGAAUGAGACAUUUGAAUUUCUUCUUGACCCCAAUGAGAAGAAUAUUAUGGAGAUUACUUUAAUGGAUGCAAAUUAUGUGAUGGAUGAAACUUUGGGCACUACCUCAUUCAAUAUUGGAGAGAACAUCAAAAUAGGAGAAAAGAAGGAGUUUUCAUUCGUCUUCAAUAAUGUGACUACUGUCUUUUUGGACAUGUACUUAGAAGUUUGUUCUUCAGCUGAUCUGAGAUUCAGUAUGGCACUGUGCAAUGAGGAGAAGUCAUUCAGACAGACGAGAAGAGAUAAAGCCAUGCAAGGAAUUAAGAAGCUCUUAGGUCCAACAAAUUCCAUGAAUGCACCACAAUCAAUACGGGAGGUACCAACAAUAGCUAUUCUGGGUUCAGGAGGAGGCUUUAGAGCGAUGGUUGGGUUUGCUGGUGUUAUGAAGGCAUUGAUGGAAUCUGGAGUUUUUGAUUGUGCAACUUAUGUCGCAGGGCUCUCUGGUUCCACUUGGUACAUGUCAACAUUGUAUUCUCACCCUGACUUCCCAACAAAAGGACCCGGCGAAAUCAACAAAGAGCUGAUGGAAAGUGUCAGUUAUAGUCCAAUGUACCUGCUGACCCCUUUGAGGAUCAGACGUUACAUUGAGGCACUGUGGAAGAAGAAGAGGUCAGGGCAACCUGUCACCUUUACUGAUGUGUUUGGGAUGCUCAUUGGUGAAACGCUGAUUCAAAAUAGAAUGAACUCUAAGAUGAGUGAGAUGAAGGAUAAAAUAAAUGAUGGUCUUUGUCCCAUGCCCUUGUUCACCUGUCUUCAUGUAAAACCGGAUGUGUCUGAGCUUAUGUUUGCCGAUUGGGUGGAGUUCAGUCCAUAUGAGAUUGGAAUGGCAAAAUACGGGACCUUCAUGCACCCUGCAAUCUUUGGCAGCAAAUUCUUUAUGGGAACAGUGGUGAAGAGAUAUGAUGAGAAUCCACUUCAUUUCUUAAUGGGUGUUUGGGGUAGUGCUUUUUCGAUUUUAUUCAACCGAGUACUUGGAGUUACCAGUUCCAACAAUCAAAGCUCCACCACUAUGGAGGAAGAGCUAGCACAAAUUCAAGCCAAGCAUUUAAUAGGAAACGACAGCUCCGAUAGUGAUGAUGAAUCCCAACCCAAAGAGGACAGAAUCGGUAGUGAAGCAGCUGAUAUGGAAGAGGAGAUCCAGAGAAAUAACCAGGAUAGCUGGGUACAGAGGAUGUUAAAGACUCUGUUCAGCGACACUGCACUCUUCAACACGCGAGAAGGCCGUGCAGGCAAAGUGCAUAACUUCAUGCUGGGUCUCAAUCUAAACACAUCAUUCCCACUCUCUCCUCUCUGUGACCUCAUGACGCAAGAGGAAGAUGAAGAAGAAGUUGUCACAGACCCAGAUGAAUUUGAAAGGAUUUAUGAACCACUUGAUGUGAAAAGUAAGAAAAUUCAUGUGGUGGACAGCGGGCUCACUUUCAACCUCCCCUACCCAUUAAUACUGAGGCCCCAACGUGCUAUUGAUCUUAUCAUCUCCUUCGAUUUUUCUGCCAGGCCAAGUGACUCCAGCCCACCUUUUAAGGAGCUCCUCCUUGCAGAGAAGUGGGCAAGAAUGAACAAGCUGCCAUUUCCUAAGAUUGACACCAAGGUUUUUGACCGAGAAGGAUUAAAAGAGUGUUAUGUCUUCAAACCUAAAAACCCAAUGAUAGAGAAGGACUGUCCGACCAUCAUCCACUUUGUACUGGCAAACAUCAACUUUAGGCAUUAUAAGGCACCAGGUGUUAAAAGAGAGAGCGAGAAAGAAAUGGAGAAUAUGGACUUUGACAUCUUUGAUGAUGCUGAUUCCCCAUAUUCUACUUUCAACUUCCAGUAUUCCAAUAAGGCAUUUACACUGCUUCAUGACCUAAUGGAGUUCAACACGCUUAACAAUAUUGAGUUGAUUAAAGAUGCCAUAAUCGAGAGCAUUAAGUACAGACGACAGAAUCCAUCUCGCUGCUCUGUAUCCCUCAGUGACGUAGAAUACAGAAGAUUGAAAAAGUCACUUAGUUUUGAUGGGCUGCAGUCCAGGAGGAAGCGACAUGCUGCAGAGGAACAACAUAAACCAAUUUAGCAGCAACAUCACCACAGGAGGAGACUGGCAUUUCCAGAGACUGGCAGUCAAAUCUUAACUACCUAAGGCCACAAUAUUCACUCCUUGGAUUGGACUACACAUUGGAUCUUACGUAAUACCCUGACCGCGAUCAGCGUAUCAAAAUAAUAACAAAACAAAAGAGCAGAGUCCUACUUAAAAACAACAGUGAUGAUAAUAACAUAAUGGACAAGCUGUGAAAGAUAGAGUACACCAAAUGGAAGGUUCUAUUGUCAUGGUUAAAACUCACUUCCUUUUCACGCAUUCUUUGUUUUCCCAUCUAUCUAGGGGAGGGGUCAUACCUUGGCUCUCAACCAUUGCUGGUCUGAAUUGAUAAAUGUGGACCAAGCAGAACAUGGUGAGGACAAUAUUAUUGGUUCUUCUCUUCCCAGUCCACUUUGUAGCUAAGUUCCAACAAUUACUUGCCUGAGGAUCAGAAAGUCAAUAAUGAUUACAAUUAUAAAUUAAAUCUUAUCCAUUGACUGCAGAUUGCUGAGGGACAGAAAUUAAAAUUAACUUUCAAAACAUGUUUCUUUUUGGGAUCUGUAACUUAAAGUGAGUGAUAAUAGUCACUUUGCAUUCUGAUUUUAGAUACAAAUAGUAGUCAUCGACUGGUCCUGUAGAAUCUCUUUAACACACCUGAUCUUUUAUGCCUUAAGGACAGUGUAGCUUCUUGCAAACACAAGACUUGCUGGUUAUACACUGAGAAUGUCUCAUUAGCAUUUCUUCAUUCGGGUCUUCCCCUAAUAAAUCUAGCAUGAGGACAAAUGGAUUCUGUGUUUAUUGAGACAGAUAUCCAAACCAAGUAUAAAGAGCUCCUGUUCAUGGCAUACAAUGAGAAUAUAGAAACUCAAUGUGGCCAAGUGAGACGUGUUUGUGGGGUUUGAAAUAUAACCAGCAGAACUAUCAGAAUCAUCAGUCUCUUUACCAAAACUUCCAACUGUUUGAUAUAUUGGUAACCAUUUGCAUAAAUGACUCUUUGGGUAAAACAAUAAUCUAUUGCCACAUUUAUUAAAAUUCCAACAAGACAAGGUUUUGAGAGCCAGUUUCUAUUUUAUUGCCCUACAGUGUGUUAAAUUGGCUGGCCUCAGUUGGAAUUCUAUUGAAACAUCAAAUUGAAUAGUAUGUUCUCUGACACCACUUUAAAAAGAUGGUGGUUCCCUAUGCCACAUCUAGACCAGAUUUUUUUGGGAGGAGCCAGCAUGCUCCAUUUUCGCUCCUUUUCCAUAAUACCAGGAGUGAUGUGGUUUAGCUUCCAACAUUCCACUUUACAUUGAUUGCUCCAAGUCAGCUGAAUGAUACCCUGCCCCAACAGAGUACCAUAGGUUAGCUUUACUUUUGCAUUAUAUGUGUCAUUUCUUGAUUACCUAAAUGUAAAAUUGACAAAUGAAUUCUUCAGAAAAUUCUAUUUAUGGCUGAGAUUUUGGAAAAUGGUCAAACAUACAACUUUCUGGUCAGUGGAAGUCAUCGUCAACGUGGAUCUCUUUAUUAGUACAAUUGCCCUCUCCUGAGUCCUCCACUAUCACUUCCUUCAGACUGAGCUGCAUGCUUUUCCUUUGUCAGUGCUGAGGAAACAUGGGAAUACAUUGAGUAUGGGACAGUGUCAGUGAUUUCCUUCCUGCCACAAAGGGAAAGAAGCUGCUUAGGCCAGAUAUUCCACUUCGCGGCACACAGCGAGAAUGAGGAAAACUCGGUGUGGCCAAGCAAGUGAGGCGUGUUUGUGGGGUUUAAAAUAUAACAACCAGAGCGAUCAGAAUCAUCAGUCUCUUUACCAAAAUUCCAACUGUGAUAUGUUGGUAACCUUUUGCUUACAUGACACUCUGGGUAAAACUAUAAUCUGUUGCUACAUUUAGUUUGAUAGGUUUUGAGAGCCAGUUUCUAUUUUAUAGUCCUUGGAGACCACACCAUUCUCUGUUUAUAAAUCAUUUUAAACCAUAUGACUUUUGAUAACAUGCACUAUACACGUUUGGAGGAUUAAAAGCCCAAUUGUUUUUCUCUUUCUCAUCUGAUGGACCUGCCCCAAGGCCACAUCAUUGAAUUAUUUUCAGGCUAAUGUCACAGCUAAAUUUUUAAGUGGGCGGUGGCUGCCAAGGGGGCACUCCCUGCAUUUACCAGUUUGGUGAAUCCGUUUGCAACUGCGCCCGUAUGUGAGAUCUGCUCAGAAAGAACUCAGAGCUAGGGAUGGAAAUGGUGUCAGGGCAGUUCAGCAACCCCACCUGAUUUAACAAAAAUCUUUUUAAAGCAACAGCGUAACUUUUCUAAGUAGGCAACCGACACCAAGAAACUACAUUUUAUUUCACACACUUCGCCAUCAAAAUCAUAAUUGAACUCCUCUGACUGCUAUAGGGUCUGAUUUGAAUAUUUAAAAUGGAUUCGGUUUUGGGUGAGAGGUCCUGCUCUUUAAAAAGUCUGAUUUGUGAAAAGGGUGUAAGGUUUUCCUAUCCCCAAUAUGAUAUAGAGAGAUUAAUGAUACAGCCAGACACAUAGCAGAUGAAAUUUAACAAAGUGAAUAUGAACUGAUAUGUUUUAGUAGGACGGAUAGUGAGAGGCACUAUAAAGUCAAUGGUGUGGUUCUAUAGGGUUGUGGGAAUAAGAGAAUUGAGAAUUUUGCAUUAAAAAAACUUUGAAGGUGGGAGAACAAAUUCCAAAAAGGGUAAAUGGGAUCCUUAGCUUUAUUAAUCAAAAGCAAGGAGAUUAUGCUUAAACUCUUAAAUAACACUGAUUAGGCUUCAGGUGGGUGUGCUGUAUUCAAUUCUGGGCCUGCAAGAAAGCCCUAAAGAGACUUCUUUCAAUUAUAUGGAGAAACUGGUUUGCCUUCCUUAGAACAAAGAUCAUUAAGAGAAAAAAAAACACAGAAAGCUGCAAGUGCUCAGGCAGGAUCUGAAGAGAGAAGCAGAGUUAACAUUUCAGGUCAGUGAGUUUUUGUCAAAACUGGGACAUAGUUCUGAUGAAAGGCCAUUUGACCUGAAAUGUGUCUCUGCUCAGACAUUGCCUGAUGUGCUGUUUGAUUCCUAGUUUUUAUUUUAGACUUUCCGAGUCGGAAGCUAUUUUGCUUCAAGAUUAAGAAAUUUGAUAAAGUUAUUCAAAAUCACGAAGGACUUUAUUAGAGGAUUACGUAGGUUUGUAUAGGGUUUCAUUCACUUGUAGCACAACAAUAAUGAUAGCCUCUGAAAUGCCAGUGAAGGUUUAUCAACUGCUCCCAGCCCUAAGUCAGAUGCCUCUGUUGUUCCAAAUGCAGGAAAGGUAUUUCCUUCACUUGCAUUGAUCACAAUUGAUGCUGUCAGCUUCUGAGAGAAGUCAGUCACUUUGUAAUAGGUGAGAAAGGAGCAUAGUAUAUCUUCACAUUAUUUGAUUCCACCAAAACAUCAGUGCAGGGGAUGGGAAUUGGAGCCACUUUUUAGUUCUUCAAGAGCUGAUCAGUACUCUGCUGGUGGACUGAAUAUAUGCCCUGCAGAUAUGCUUUAUUUCAUCCAAACCACCCAAACCACUUAAUAAGGGCCGCUUACUGGGAAGGAGCAUUGCUUCAUAAACAUGCAUUCUGUUAUUUCCCAGAUAAGCUUAGUAAGUUGAGGAACUUUCAUAAAGUAAGGUUAUCUUCUUUAAAAAUAAUACUAAACGUUCAAAUUCUUUUGAGUUUCAGUUAUGGAACAAUUGCACAGGCUGGAUGCUGUGCUGUUUUGAAGACGUUAUUGCAAAAGUUGAAAUACAUUUAAUUUCCACCAUAUUCUUCAGUAAUGAUUGUAUAAAACACAUUGUGAUUGGAGCACCCAGACUGAAGCAUAAUCAUUCUAACAUAGACAUCAGAUUUUUUUUAAAGGGUGCUAAAUAAAUCAUCUUGUAUUGUUUUUUAUAACAAUUUUUUUAAUGUUUUAUUUCUUAAUUGAAUGUUGAUUCUGUUUUGAUUAAUAAGACAAAUGAAAUGAUCAGAUCCAAUGUGAUACAUAAUCAGUGAAAUAAUGCUCCUAAACAUCAAUACUUUUCUAACUCGGUGAAAACUCUAACUCAUGGGUAGAAAACUAUUUGAAGACCAAUGCCCAGUAUUCUGCACAAUAAAAUGAUGUUUAGGAGUUACCUGUGAAAGGUAAAGGCAAUACCUAACCAAUGGUGAGUUUGUUGUACAAACCGGAACACCCCGAAGUAUAAUCCCCAAUCUGUGCUGAUUUGAUUAAGUUUGAUUGCGGUUGUUUGGGCAGCUUCAAAUGACUUUUAUUUCAUUUGGUUGGGGAAGUGUAAAAAUGCAGUUCUGAUUCAUGAUCUGCUGGAAAAUGUGUGCAAAUGCGAAUGUCAGUUCUAAUACUUUCUACAAUUAGGCAGUUUGCUAGCGUUCGCUAUCUGGGCUAAUGAUGAAAAACUGGCUGAGAUGCCAUGAGGACAGCCAGCAACCAUUGAUUCAUCCAGCAUCAAUCAGCAACUUUAAGACAAGUGGGGAGAGGGAAAAACAGAAAAAAAAAUGUUUAUGAUAUAUAUUUCUAAACCUAUUUAAUUUAAUCUCAAUAGAUUCUAAAAAAUAUUUGAGAAUUCCAAGCAUGUUGCUAAACAUGGCUGGAAUAUUAUUUUAGUCAUUUGGUGUGUUAGGUUUUAACAAGUUAGGUGAAUAAAUAUGUGUCACAUUGUAAUUGCUAUGUACUUAAAGAAUAAAUGGUGUUGCUAUGGGAAAUUCUUGAUAUUUAACAAUUUUUAAAA
This is a messenger RNA of Hemiscyllium ocellatum (epaulette shark), 7239 nucleotides long. Its product is annotated as cytosolic phospholipase A2-like. NCBI's taxonomy places the organism in Eukaryota, Metazoa, Chordata, Chondrichthyes, Orectolobiformes, Hemiscylliidae. Bases 241 to 2538 code for a protein of 765 amino acids. Gene Ontology annotation, cellular component: cytosol; endoplasmic reticulum; nucleus. Gene Ontology annotation, biological process: glycerophospholipid catabolic process. The record is from RefSeq and is a predicted model, not a curated record. The transcript is spliced from 18 exons. Gene Ontology annotation, molecular function: calcium-dependent phospholipid binding; calcium ion binding.